CAUUGAUAUAAUUGGCUUUAUUUUAUCUGCUUAGUGAUGUAGUAGUGGAAAUCUAAUUUUUGUGGCGAUAAAUUUCUUUCAGAAAAAAUAGUUACAUUUUCCUCCGAGUGGUAGAUGGCGAUGUAAUACCGUACAAUUUUAACGGGCACAGAAACAGUUGUCAAAUAUCACUUCCUAACUAGUCGCAUUGCAGUGGUACAAAAAUCUGUGAUUAUUUAGAAUAAACUAUAGUUAUAAAUGUCGGCAUAACAGAGAGGAAAUAUAUUUAGUGAUUUGCCAUGCAGAGCAACAAUCAAGAAGAGUCAACUCCUGACACCUCUUCCCCUAACCUCCACGAAUUACCCCCGGAGGAUGAGGAACGGUUCGAGAGGUUGUUCAACACCCUUGACAAAAACGGGAACGGCAGAAUUGAUAUCCAUGACUUAUCCGAAGCUCUCAGAGAGCACGGGGUCCACCAUGGAUACGCGGAGAAAUUUCUUAAAAGUACCAAAAGCGUGAGCGGUGAACUUUCAUUAGCAGAUUUUAUUUAUUAUGUUCGAGAGCACGAAAAAAAUUUGAGGCUGCAUUUCUCCCAUCUAGACAAAAAUAAAGAUGGAAAAAUCGAUUUGGAUGAGCUCAUUAAGGCAUUCAGUGAUUUGGGUAUACCGCUGGAAAGAGGGGAAGCGAAGAAUCUACUGCAGAGGAUGGAUCAGGAUGGUAGUCUGAAUAUCAGCUAUGAUGAAUGGAGGGAUUUUUUGCUGUUGGCGCCCAGUAGCAAUAUACGGGAUCUUAUUACGUAUUGGAGGCACUCUACGUACCUGGACAUCGGGGAGGAUAUGAACGUUCCUGAUGACUUCACUCAGAAGGAAAUGCAAACCGGUAUGUGGUGGAGGCAUUUAGCUGCUGGUGGAGUCGCUGGAGCGGUAUCUAGAACUUGUACGGCGCCCUUAGAUAGACUAAAAGUAUUUCUGCAGGUAAAUCCCAGCAGAGAAAAAAUAGCUGUUUGUUUUAACAACAUGCUGAAAGAAGGCGGCAUUAAAGGUUUAUGGAGAGGAAACGGAAUCAACGUGUUGAAGAUUGCCCCGGAAUCUGCUAUCAAGUUUGCGGCGUACGAGCAGGUGAAAAGACUGAUCAAAGGCGAUUCUCAGCAUGCGUUGAGCAUUUAUGAAAGAUUUUGUGCUGGCGCUCUAGCCGGUGGUAUUAGUCAGACGGCCAUUUAUCCACUAGAAGUACUCAAAACUAGACUAGCAUUAAGAAAAACUGGCCAGUAUAAGAGCAUAGCGGACGCAGCUUACAAGAUUUACAUAACCGAAGGAUCUAGGAGCUUUUAUAGGGGCUACAUUCCAAAUAUAUUAGGUAUUAUUCCAUAUGCUGGUAUCGACCUCGCCGUAUAUGAGACAUUAAAAAAGAAGUAUUUCAUGACGCAUUCGAGUAACGAACAGCCCAGUUUUUGGAUGCUUCUUGCGUGCGGUAGCGCUAGCAGCACCUUGGGUCAAAUGUGUUCCUAUCCUUUGGCGUUGGUUAGAACGAGAUUGCAAGCACAAGUUAACCAUCCGUCUUCAGAUCCAGCGGGAGCGACGAUGACCGGCGUCUUCCGGACGAUACUGGAGCGCGAAGGCGUAUGCGGACUGUACCGGGGAAUCACACCGAACUUCAUCAAAGUCAUGCCGGCCGUCAGUAUCAGCUACGUGGUGUACGAAUACUCCAGUCGACUAUUGGGCGUCAACAUGACGUGAUGGCGCUUAGGCGACGUAGCAAGGAAUUUUUUUAUUUUCACGCGGCUACGCCUCACAAGCUGGUGGGGCGGAGUCCAGAAGACCUGCCGAAUAGAAAUGCGAUUCUCUGUCGGUGGACACUUAAGUUGUUAGACGAAAAUCAUUCCAAACACCUUUUUAGACUUACCUUUUAUAGAAUCGACAUUUUCCAAAAGAUUUUUUAACGCAUUUAAUGUAUUUUCACGAUAUUUAUUAAUACAUACGUUACAUCAACUAGUACUUUUAUUUCAUGGAAUUACAAACAUCAAAAUUUCGACUGCUAUAACGGUCCAAACUGAUCUGAUUACUUUACCACCUUAGACAUUUGUCUAUACUUACCAGUGACACAUUCCACUCAUCUUCUUCGAUUCUACGUGCCAGUAUCGUAAGAAUACAUAAUUUUCAUUUGCAUGCACAGUCACAUCGAAGUUAUUUUCUAAAAUAUAUCUACAAUUGAUGUGUACCUUUGUACGUUAGUAACUACGUGAAAUUAUCUAAGUGUUUAAGAAACGUAGUUUAGUAUAUUUAAGCGUUAUCGACAUAGAAGAGGGAAUAAUAUAGGAAAACUGAAAGAACUUUAGAUACCAAUCCAACAAACAUUGGCCCAAGAAAUUAAAGAACCAAUGGAAGAAUCCUAAAAACGUAAAAACGAAUGAAAAGGUACAUUAAGGAAGAAUAUUUGAAAAAAAGACUUGAAAGAGCAGAGGCUCAGUACAAGUACCAAAUAAUAACAUAGAUGGCGUAGGUGACACGAGCGUAGAACGGCUACAGAAUGAAUAACAUGACAAAUGAUACAGUACAGGUACACAGUAUAGACAUCACACGACAGAACAGAAAACCACAGAACGAUGACGUAAAAACAGACAUGAUAUGACAUCAGACAAUUGACAAAUGAUGUCAGCCUCGCCAUCUUGAAAGGGGGAGUGGCUAAUAAUAGGUACCAUCGAAAUAGUUACAGUGUGGUUCCUUGAUUUCUUGGCAAUUCCUUUUUCACGGCAAAAAUGCCCUAUCUUUUUUUCAAAAAAUGUGUUUGGAAUAUUUUUGUUGAACUUAUUUAUUUUUUUGACGGUUUCCGUCAUCUAGUUUAAUUUAUUUAUUUUUUUAAUAUAUUAAAUAGAUAUAGGCUUUAACUACGAUGGCUGUAUAGCCGUUAUUUUUUUUAUAAUUGUUGUUAUAUUGUAAGGGUGUAGUCUGAAGAGUAUGUUUUUGUUAAAUCUUAGUUUAAGAACUAAAACGGAGACAACAAGGAUAAGUACACCUUUUUAUGAAAUCAUUCGACUACAUGAGAUCAUAGUUGUUGCUAAUAUGGAUUAUCGUGCCAAAAUUUAUGUAUUUAAAAAAUUAUGGGCAAAUAUUAUUUGUAUAAGGCUGUGAGACAUAUGCUUUCGAGAUAUAUCAUUUCCCAAGCAUAAAUGAACCUCUGCUACACACAUACACAUGUCAUGUGUCAUCAUACUCAUACGAUGAAACAUAAAAUCGUCCACCAUUUUGUGACCAAGAUUAUAAUCUUACUAUGAUUAUAAUGCUUACCUAUUUUAGUCCAAGAUCCAUAUUAUAGUCGCUACUGAACAUGCGGAGAGGGCGUGGUUUACAAUGCUGUUAAGAGAGAGAGAGAGAGAAAAUUUUGAUUUUAAAAUCAAUUGUGAAACAAUUUACUAUCUCUCUUACAACAAGCUUAUUUAGGUAUUACCUAAGGCAACCAAUUUAUUUCCAGUAAAAAUAUGUACCAUUUAUGUCUCAUAACAUACUUUUUGUACAGAAAACCCCAAAUAAUUGAGUUUACUGCCCCACGUUGGGCGCCGAAUGCGUAAUAUGUUAACCAUUUGACAUAUUUGCAGCGAAAUAGUUUUCAUGUUCACUCGCACAGUGUUGCCAAAUUCUAAGAAGAAAGUAUAUUUGGUAAAUUGUAACUCGACAGCUUCAAAUUCUGCCAAAAAAUAAAUUGCAGAUAGUAAGUUGUUUCCUUGGUUCAAUAAUUAAGUAUGUUAAAACGGUUUAAUAUUUGAUGAAUAAUUCGACUUCUGCACACUAUUUGAUAUUCAUAUUUAUUUUAAAAUAUUCUGAUUGCUUUAAAACCUAAUUGUAUCAACCAUGGUAUCAACUGUGCUUUAACUGCUUAGGCAACUUAAAAAUUUGAAAAUAAUUAAAAUAGAAGAAAUCGUUUAAAAUAGCAGCUACAUUUCAAGUUUUCCCGUUGGUCAUUUGGACUCCCAGAAUGAAACGUCAAAUAACAGGAAUAUUAAUUUAAAAAGGUUUCUUAAUUUUUUUUGUCUCGUUAAUUGAGUCUCUCUAGUUUUUAUGAAAAAAAAUGUACACUUCAGAAAACCCUACAUACUCGUGUAUUUGACACAAAAAUGUUUUGAGCUAGACGCGCAUGGAUGGUUUUGACACCUUCCCAUGUGACGAUCCACCGAUACGGUGGCUCAUUGCGCAUGAUCGGUGUAUCAGUGUUCCAUGCGCGGUUGACUUUACCUCUUCGUGCCUACUAUUUCCAUGGACGUGACGUUUUUGUGUCGAAUACAUCAGCUUGUUUUUAGUAAAAGAAAAAUGUUUAAUAAAUUCAUUCUCAAAUGUUCGAUCCCAACACCUUGAAAAUGCCGCUUCGUUAAGGAUUCUUGUAGUUUUUGAAAUAAUUCUCAACCGUUUUUGAUGUCGCUGUUUUCAAUCUACCUUUUUGUGGAUUUUUGCUCCAGUUUUAAUCUUUGAAUGUAUUACACGAGAAAGUUAUAUUUAUGAAUAUAUUAUAUAAAAUUCCAGAGAGAAAACAAGGGAAAUGUGAUGUACUUAAUAUUUUAAUAAAGUGAAAUUAUGGUAUUAUACUGUAGAAUGUAUUUGUACAAAAAAAUUGAAAAAUAAAAUGUUAUUCAUUA
Messenger RNA from Diabrotica virgifera virgifera (western corn rootworm), 4603 nucleotides. RefSeq names its product calcium-binding mitochondrial carrier protein SCaMC-2 (gene SCaMC). The coding region runs from base 279 to 1715 and encodes 478 amino acids. Lineage: Eukaryota; Metazoa; Arthropoda; Insecta; Coleoptera; Chrysomelidae. Gene Ontology annotation, biological process: transmembrane transport. The transcript is spliced from 9 exons. Gene Ontology annotation, molecular function: ATP transmembrane transporter activity; calcium ion binding. The record is from RefSeq and is a predicted model, not a curated record.